Messenger RNA from Colius striatus (speckled mousebird), 954 nucleotides. Its product is annotated as taste receptor type 2 member 9-like. NCBI's taxonomy places the organism in Eukaryota, Metazoa, Chordata, Aves, Coliiformes, Coliidae. Gene Ontology annotation, molecular function: G protein-coupled receptor activity; bitter taste receptor activity. The record is from RefSeq and is a predicted model, not a curated record. Gene Ontology annotation, cellular component: membrane. Bases 1 to 954 code for a protein of 317 amino acids. The transcript has a single exon. Gene Ontology annotation, biological process: sensory perception of taste; detection of chemical stimulus involved in sensory perception of bitter taste; G protein-coupled receptor signaling pathway.
AUGGAAAUCUGCUACUCUCCAGAUAAAUUUAAUGCCACUUCAUUCCAUGUCAUGACUAUGACCAUCAUCACACUUCAGGCAUUUUCUGGCAUGUGGAUAAACGCUUUCAUUGUUUCUGUGCUUUGUAUUGCUUGGAUCAAAAAGAGAACUUUUAACUCUAAUGAGAAGAUCCUCCUGUUUCUGGGAUGCUCCAGGUUUAUGCAUAUAUGCAUUGCAUGGGUAUUUUCCUUCAUUGCAAUAAUUCAUCCCUGCUCCAUUUGUAUUCACCCCACAUUCCAGAUAUUAACCAGUGUUCAAAGUUUUUUCAAUUCCUUGAACUUAUGGGUUUCUGCCUGUCUUUGUCUUUUUUAUUGUAUAAAAAUUGCAAAUUUCAGGCAUGUCUUCUUCAUCUACCUGAAAGUCAAAAUUGACAGGAUCGUGCCAUGGCUGUUGCUGAGUUCAGUGCUUUUAUCCCUUCUCAUCUUCUUCAUUAUCUACGACAGAAUGAAUAAAAUACAAUGUAAGAACCUCAACUCCACAACUGCAGGAAAUAUCUUGACACUGACAGUCAGAAUGGAUGAACAUUUUUUUCCUGUUUUGUUUUUCAGUGGCUUCCUUUUUGCCACUGCUUUCAUGGCGGUCAUCUUUUCUGCCUCUCUCCUCCUUUAUUCUCUCUGGACCCAUAAUCGCAAGAUGCACACUAACUCGGUGAAGGACCUCAGCAUGGAUGCCCAUAUCAAAGCCAUGAAAUCUAUUCUGUCCUUCUUCUUUAUUUACACCAUUAACUUUGUAUGUUUGGUCUUGACAUUCAUUUAUUCCAUGAAGAAGGAAAGUCCUGUAGCAUUUCUGGAGUUCAUAUAUCCAUAUGUUUUUCCGACUAUUCAUUCCCUUAUUCUGAUUUUCAGCAAUCCCAAAAUGGAGAAGACACUGCUAAAGACUCUGCUCUGUGGGAAGUGCAAGGCUUGCAUGAGGUAG